AUGCAGCUCCUCCUCCUCCUCCUCACGCUCCUCGCCGCCGCCAUCGCCGCGCGCGGCUCCGACGACCCGUUCCUCUCCGGCGCGCAGGCGAACCACAGCUACAACAUCGACUGCGGCGGCGCGGCGGACUUCACCUCGAGCUUCGGCCGGCCAUGGCUGGCCGACCGCUACUUCUCCCCCGGCGGCGCGGCGGGGAUGGUGGCCGAGCCGCACCGCUUCCCGAGCCCGCAGGAGCGGACGCUCCGCUUCUUCCCGCCCUCCUCCGCCGGCAAGUCCUCCUGCUACUCCCUGCCGCUCCCGCCGGGCCGCUACUACCUGCGCGUCUUCUCCGUCUACGACAACUACGACUCCAAGCUGCGCUCGCCGUCCUUCGACGUGUCCGCCGCCGCCACGCUGGUCCUCUCCUUCCGCUCCCCCUGGCCGGAGACCGCCGCGCGGUACGGGGCCUACUCCGACCUCAUCUUCCCCUCCCACUCCUCCCCCACCUCCGCCACCCCCAACACCACCGACACCACGGACAUCUGCUUCUACUCCCUCUCCACCGACGCGCCCGCCGUCGGCUCCAUCGAGGUGGCGCCGGUCCACCCGCUGGCCUACGACGGGGCGGCCACGGGCGCCGGGGUCGUGCUCGUCAACUACGGCCGCCUCACCUGCGGCAACGGCCUCUUCGGGCCGGGCUUCACCGACGACCGCGACGCCUUCUCGCGCGUCUGGCAGGCGGGCACCGACUUCCGCAACAACGACCUCGCCUACGACGCCGUCACCGCCGGCGGCCGCAAGAUCUUCGGCGCCGAGCAGCCGCCCAACUACUUCCCCGCCAAGAUGUACGCGUCGGCCGUCACCACGGGCGGGGACGCCUCCAGCGCCGAGAUCGAGUACCUCAUGCCCGUCGACACCAGGCUCUCCUACAUGCUCUGGCUGCACUUCGCGGAGGUCGAUGCCGCCGUCGGCAGAGCCGGGCAGAGGGUGUUCGACGUAAUGCUCGCGGGCAGGAACGUCACCAGGAUCGAUAUUUUCAAGCAGGUCGGGGGCUUCACCGCCUUCAAGUGGACGCAUGUCGUCGAGAACCUCACCAGCAGCACCUUGAGCGUCAGGCUCGUGCCGGUCGUGGGGCGGCCCAUCCUGUGCGGGCUCGAGAACUACGCCAUGGUGCCGCUCGAGACCAGGACCGUGCCCAACCAAGCGGCUGCGAUGAAGGCGCUGAAGGAUUCGCUGAAAAUUCCAGCAAGGAUGGGGUGGAAUGGGGAUCCUUGCGCGCCGAGGACGUGGGAUGCGUGGGAGGGAGUCACUUGCCAUCACGGUGACAAGGGCCUUGUCAUCACUCAGCUGGAUCUUGGAAGUCAAGGUCUGAAAGGUUUCAUCGCUGAUGAAAUAAGUCAUCUUACAGACUUGGUAAGCUUGAACAUGAGCUCUAAUUCCUUGACUGGAAGCUUACCUCCGGGUUUAGGCCAACCUUCACUUGCAACACUGGAUCUGUCCUCGAACCAGUUUACCGGGAGUAUUCCUGGCACCAUAGGCUCAUCCAAAUUACAGACUGUUUUACUAAACAGCAAUCAACUUGAUGGGCAAGUUCCAGAAAUACUUUAUUCAGUUGGCGUGCAUGGGGGCGUGAUAGAUCUCUCAGGUAACAAAGGCCUGUGUGGAGUGCCUACUCUACCUGCAUGCGCAUUGUUCUGGGAGAAAGGAGGCUUGAACAAAACCGGCAAAAUUGCACUAGGAGCCUCCUUUGGACUUCUUCUGCUUGUCAUACUUAUAGUGGUCUACAUAGUGUGUAUAAGGCGGGGACCUUAUGACUACGAUUUUGAGUUUCCUCAAGAUUUGACUUCAAUAUCGGCAAUCUCAGCAAAACGGAACAGGUACCAGCGGGCAAAGUCUGUCAUGCUCGCGGAGAUGGAGGCGCACAGCACAGAUGGUUUGUAUACGAACGGCGAUAGGAGUACCCGCUAAGUGACGCACGUUGGAAAUGGACCGACUGUUGUAUUUAUGGAGGGGACACUCAUGAGUCGUGACGGCUGCAGGCUUGAAGCAGGGACAGCAUGCUGCGGAUUGAUUUUGCCAGCAUCAUUGCCAUGAUGCCCCCCCUGUGGCUUCAGUCACCAGCAGCUUCAGUGUAACAUAUGUCAUGUGUACCGCAUCAGUAGUGUAUUGUAAUGUGAGGUGGUGGUGGUGGUUGUAGCAGUAUUACGAGGCCUUGCUUCUUCUCUCGGGGCUUUGCUCCUGGAUCAUUUUGUUAGUUUUAGCCUAGGCACAGGUCCACUGAACGAAUCAUGAUGUAAAGGUGACCAAAAGCAGGACAGAUUUUCAGCUGAUGUAUUAUGGGGCGUGAACUGUUAAGCCUGUGUGAUGGGAUGACCGUAA
Molecule: messenger RNA, 2358 nt
Organism: Lolium rigidum
Lineage: Eukaryota; Viridiplantae; Streptophyta; Magnoliopsida; Poales; Poaceae
Product: receptor-like protein 4
Exons: 9
Coding region: 1-1947 (648 amino acids)
Molecular function (GO): protein binding
Source: RefSeq, a predicted model, not a curated record